AUGGCCUCCGUCUCAACCAAAACCGCUACUCCCGUCAUGCCUCCAGCUUUCUUCCCGCAAGAUAUCUCCCGCGCUAUGAUGACAGCCUCAAGCCAAAAGCCAGAAAAGACCCGCUCCACCCUCGUGGACGGUAUGCCUCCUGCACCUCCUCCUUCGCCUGUCGCUUUUGCCAAGGGGAGUAAGAAAGGGUCUUUUGCCGAUAUUCCCAGUUUGAGUCUGGAGUAG
Penicillium antarcticum is the source of this 225-nucleotide messenger RNA. RefSeq lists its product as uncharacterized. NCBI's taxonomy places the organism in Eukaryota, Fungi, Ascomycota, Eurotiomycetes, Eurotiales, Aspergillaceae. The record is from RefSeq and is a predicted model, not a curated record. The coding region runs from base 1 to 225 and encodes 74 amino acids. The transcript has a single exon.